Messenger RNA from Danio rerio (zebrafish), 2600 nucleotides. The record is from RefSeq and is a predicted model, not a curated record. NCBI's taxonomy places the organism in Eukaryota, Metazoa, Chordata, Actinopteri, Cypriniformes, Danionidae.
ACCAGCGGCGCGUUCCCGACAGUAGAGAGGGCGCGCCCGUAGACGUUGCUGCUCAGGCUUCAAGAUGGCGGAAGCCCUGACAAAUCAAGAGGCGGCAGUGGAGGAGUUCCUGGCUGAGCUGAGGUGUCGGGAACAGUCUCAAAAUGCAGAUCUCGUCAGUCAGAUGACAGCGGUUAAGUUCCUCAUGGCAAGAAAGUUUGAUGUCUCUAGAGCCAUAGAUCUUUUUCAAGCUUAUAAGAACACCAGAAUAAAGGAAGGCAUUUACAAUAUUAACCCCAAUGAGGAGCCUUUAAGGAGCGAGUUACUCAGUGGGAAAUUCACAGUUCUGCCCGGUCGUGAUGCGAAAGGUGCAGCUUUGGCUCUUUUUACAGCACGUCUCCAUCAGCCAGACCGCACUACCCAUAAAGCUGUUCUUCAGGCCAUUAUAUAUCAGCUGGAUAAGGCUAUUGAGAGUGUUCAGACUCAGAGGGACGGGCUCAUUUUCAUCUAUGACAUGACUAACUCCACAUAUGCCAACUUUGACUAUGAGCUUUGCGUCAAGAUUUUGAAUCUGCUUAAAGGGGCUUUCCCUGCUCGUCUGAAAUGCGUCUUCAUUGUGUCGUCUCCGCUGUGGUUCAGAGCACCGUUUGCGGUACUCCGUCUGUUUGUGAGAGAGAAACUGAGAGAGAGGGUAUGCACUGUAAAAGCCCAUGAACUGGUCAAUCACAUCCCAGUCAGCUCCCUUCCAGAACAUUUGGGUGGCUCAUCACAGUAUAGCCACAUUGCCUGGAUUCAAUCCUGCGUCAACUCCAGCCCCAAUCACCCCAAUAACUCUGCAUACGUCACUGGGGAUUGCUUGGGGAGUCUGCUCUGCUCCUACUCCAUGGAGCACGACCAGAACACCUCUGCUGACCCCUUAACUGCCAAAACGUCAGGGGCCACCUUCCUGGGGGACGGCCUGAACUCAAACUGCCCCAUUUUGGACGAAAACAAUGCCAAUGUGCCGAACCACAGAAUGACAGGCCAUGCGCAUUGGAACGGCUCUGCACUGCCAAGUUUAGGGUCGAAUGCCAAUGUCUUAAAUGGGCGUGGCCGUCAACCGCCCCCACAAUCAGACACCCCCCCAGACACGCCCCUGCACCAAAAACACACAGCAGGAGGUGGGAUUUUAGGUGUAGGAGGAGCGUGUUUAGAUGCCAGUCGGCAGGAUGGCAAUGGUGCUGAGGAGAGUCAACAGGAUGUGGAGUUACUAGAAGACGAAAUGGGUGAAGGAGAUGGAGUUCCACCUCUCCCACUGAAAUCAAGGCCACCACCCUUAAAUCACAGCCCCACCCCAGAUAUGAGCUGGCUACCAGGAACGCUGACGGAAACAACCAUGUUGUCAGUUCAUGUCGCUGAGCCUGGAGGAAUGAGUGUGCAGGAUCUGGUGCAGCACGUCAAGCGCAAAAAGAAGAAGGGCAUUUAUCAGGAGUACGAGGAGAUCCGCAAAGAGCCUCCUGCUGGAACCUUUGAUUAUUCAAAGAAAGCGUCUAACCAGAUAAAGAAUCGCUACAGUGAUGUGCUUUGCCUUGAUCAAUCUCGUGUUCACCUAUGUCCGCUCAAUGAUGAGGAUGAUGAGACAUCUGACUAUAUCAAUGCUAGUUUCAUGGAUGGUUACAAGUGGAGUAAUGCUUACAUAGCUACUCAGGGGCCUUUGCCAAAAACAUUUGGAGACUUUUGGCGGAUGGUGUGGGAGCAAAUGGUUUUAAUCAUUGUUAUGACUACAAGAGUUGUAGAGCGAGGCAGAGUAAAAUGUGGGCAGUACUGGCCAUUAGAGGCUGGUCGCACUGAGGAGUAUGGGUACUUUUUGGUGAGAAAUGUCCAUAUUGAGGUGUUUCAGGACUUCAAGCUAUCACACCUGGAGCUGUUCAACACUCAGACAGGGGAAUGUAGGGAAGUGUCUCAUUAUCUCUACAUGAGCUGGCCAGAUUUUGGUGUUCCGAAAUCAGCAUCGGCCAUGUUGGAUUUCCGGGCACACGUGAAACAUAGACAGGAGUCCUCAUUACGAACACUGUAUCCAGAUUGGACGGGACCCCCAGGAGGCCCCCCAGUGGUGGUGCAUUGCAGUGCAGGCAUCGGCCGAACAGGCACGUUUUGUACUUUAGACAUUUGUCUCUCUCGUCUGGAGGACAUCGGGACAGUGGACAUUAAGCAGACGGUGCGUCGCAUGCGGACACAGCGUGCCUUCAGCAUCCAAACAUGGGACCAGUACUAUUUCUGUUAUAAAGCGGUGAUCGAGUAUGGCCAGCAAAGCGGUCUGCUGCAACCAGUGGAGUGGUCCGACACAGAGCUGGAGACUGACAGCGAGUGAAUCAGGAAUAACAGGACUCAACGGCACGGAAGGAAAACAAGCCGUCUUUUCCCCUCUCCAGGCUACAGGUAGACUCCACCGUCACCUCUUUUCUCCAGAGGAACAUGCGGAGAUACUGAAAGAGGAGCGGAGGAUGCUUUUAUCCUGCCACUUUUAAAGCCCUUUUAUUUUACUCAGAUCUGAACCAGAUCCAAGACUGUGGCUUUGUGUACGAGUUGUAGCAUUUUAUUUUCGUUUCGUUUGUUUGUUUUACUUUUUUAUAUAAAUGUGU